Molecule: messenger RNA, 2862 nt
Organism: Papaver somniferum (opium poppy)
Lineage: Eukaryota; Viridiplantae; Streptophyta; Magnoliopsida; Ranunculales; Papaveraceae
Exons: 1
Coding region: 1-2862 (953 amino acids)
Source: RefSeq, a predicted model, not a curated record
AUGACGUAUAAAGAGGAUUUAUCAGCUUUACAGGAGAGUAUUACUAGUGUUGCUAAGAAGUUGGAUACUCUCACUGACACUAUCACUAACUUCUGUGUUCUUGAUGAAGAUGCACAGAAUAAGAAGGCAGCUGAAAAGCUUUUGCAAAAAGAACAAGAAGGCACCGCUCUUGCUGACAGGCUUACCACAUCCUUGCGUACUCUAUUCACAGAAUUUUUUCCUCCAAAUCAUCAAAAUAAUGGCGCUGCGCCUCUUCCACCACCUCCACCACCACCUCCGGUUAAUCAUGGUGUUCAACAACUGCGACCUAACUCAGUUAAUAUCAAGUUCCCUACUUUCAAUGGUGAGGAUCCUGAUGACUGGAUUUUUAAUGUUGAUAAGUACUUUAGUGUAUAUAACAACUCUGAUGCUCUCAAAAUCAUUGUUGCUUGUGCUCAUCUAAAAGGAGAGGAUAAUAUUUGGUAUCGAUGGAAGAGAACCAGAGUUGUUGUUACAACAUGGGUAGAAUUCUACAAUUUAAUUCGUGCUCGAUUUAACCCUGACAAGUUUGUUGAUGCUCGCCUAGCCAUUAGCACCAUGGAUCAAAAAGGUACAGUUCAUCAACAUAUCUCUGAGUUUGAAAAAUUAUUGAACUUUGUUGAAUUUCCAGAAGAUUACUUGAUAAGUUGUUUUAUCCGUUUACUUAAACCACAUAUUGGGUCUGUGGUAAAACUGCUUGCACCCCAAACUUUGGAUAAGGCUUAUACUAAGGAAAUAUAUCAGGAAGCAGCUUAUGCAGCUACCAAGUUUGUCCCUAAACAACCAUAUCGUCCACCUAUAUUCAGAAGUCCAAUUCCUCCUCAACUAGCCCAACAACAUCAACAAACUUUUCCUCCGGGUUAUAGGAGAUUAUCACCAGAAGAACAAAGAGAAAAAAGAGCUAAGGGUAUUUGCUUCAAGUGUGAUCAGCCAUACAUACCAAAUCAUAUAUGUGUUAAUCCUCAGUUAACUAUCUUGGAUAUUGAGGAACCUACAACUAAACUUGCCAUACAAGCUGUGGAUUCUUUUUCUGCGACUGAAGUUGAUAAUUCAGUAGACGAUGAUUCUAGGGUUGAGGAUGUUCCUUCUAUUUCUCUAAAUUCACUCAUGGGUUCCCCCUUUUCUACUACAAUUCGUAUUACAGGUUCUUCUAAAGCUCAACCAAUUACAGUUCUAGUAGACUCUGGUUUUACUUACAAUUUUAUUAGCCCAUUGUUCGCCAAACAAUGUGGUUAUCACAUUCAAUCCAAAGAUACUUCUCUUCGUGUUACAGUGGGUGAUGGUGGCCAUAUACACACUCAAGGAACCUGUUUAAACAUACCAAUUCAGCUGCAAAAUCACAUGUUUUCAAUUGAUUUCCAUGUCUUCGUUGUUAGUGGAUGCGACGUUGUUCUAGGGGUUCAAUGGUUGCGCAAGUUAGGACCUAUUGAAUGGGAUUUUGAAAAAUUCUUAAUGAAGUUUAAAUAUGAUGGCGCAGACAUUCAAUUAUUUGGUAAUAACUCUUCUGCAUUGAUGGUCUUGGAUACUGCUCCAAUGCAGAAAUUGCUACGUAAAGAGGUGUAUGGGUUCUUUCUACAAUUAACUGCAGUACACAAUUCUGCAUUAAUUACUCCUUUAAUCGAAAACCCUGAAAUUAAGAAGUUGCUAUCUACCUUUCAAGAUGUGUUUGCAACACCAAUUUCUCUUCCUCCGAAAAGACUGCAUGAUCAUCGCAUUUCAUUACUACCAGAUUCUUCUCCUGUUAAUGUUCGUCCAUAUAGAUAUCCACAUUUUCAGAAGGAUGAGAUUUUAAAGAUUGUUUCAAAACUCAAGCAAGCAGGUUUCAUACGCCCAAGUUCUAGUCCAUUUUCUUCACCCAUAUUAAUGGUUCGUAAGAAAGAUGGGUCAUGGAGAAUGUGUGUAGAUUACAGGGCUUUAAACAAGUUGACAAUUAAAGAUCGAUAUCCUAUUCCUAUGGUGGAUGAGUUGUUAGAUGAACUUCAUGGUGUCGUUAUUUUCACAAAGCUUGAUUUACGUUCUGGCUAUUAUCAAAUACGUCUAUAUGGACCUGAUAUUCCUAAAACGGCAUUUAGAACUCAUGAUGGUCACUAUGAGUUUCUUGUCAUGCCUUUUGGGCUCUCCAAUGCGCCAGCUACCUUCCAAAUCUUGAUGAAUCAUAUAUUCAAACCAUACUUGAGAAAGUUUGUGCUCGUUUUUUUUGAUGAUAUAUUAAUUUAUAGCUCCAAUAUGCAAGAUCACAUUAAACACUUAUCCUUGGUGUUUGAAACACUUCGCCAGCAUCAGCUAUUUGUUAAAGAAUCCAAGUGCACCUUUGCACAACCAUCAGUGGGAUACCUUGGCCAUAUUAUCUCUUCUGAAGGAGUUGCGGUUGAGAAAGACAAGAUUGAUAGUGUACUUUCUUGGCCACUACCUACAACAGUGAAGAGUCUAAGAGGAUUUCUUGGAUUGGCAGGGUAUUAUCGAAAAUUUGUGAAGAACUUUGGUAAGAUUUGUACACCUUUAACACAGCUGUUGAAAAAUGAUGCAUUCUUAUGGACUGAGGAAGCUACUUCUGCUUUUCGAGCAUUGCAACAUACAUUAACAACUACACCUGUUUUGAUACUUCCUGACUUUACGAAAGAAUUUUAUCUAGAAUGUGAUGCAUCAGGAACUGGUUUGGGAGAUGUUUUAAUGCAAACUGGUCGACUAAUUGCUUACUAUAGCAAGGCAUUGGCAGGUAAGAAUCUUAAUCUUUCUAUUUAUGAUAAAGAGAUGCUUGCAAUUGUCUCUGCAGUCCAAAAGUGGAGACCAUAUUUAUUGGGCAGGCAUUUUAAAAUUUACACUGAUCACAAUAGUUUGAAGUAG